Meleagris gallopavo (turkey) is the source of this 1166-nucleotide messenger RNA. It is a transcript of the gene CEBPB, whose product is annotated as CCAAT enhancer binding protein beta. Gene Ontology annotation, molecular function: DNA-binding transcription factor activity, RNA polymerase II-specific; RNA polymerase II cis-regulatory region sequence-specific DNA binding. The record is from RefSeq and is a predicted model, not a curated record. NCBI's taxonomy places the organism in Eukaryota, Metazoa, Chordata, Aves, Galliformes, Phasianidae. Gene Ontology annotation, biological process: regulation of cell differentiation; DNA-templated transcription; regulation of transcription by RNA polymerase II.
CCCCCGCGCCGUCUUCUCCUCCCCGCAUCCCCCUUUGCUUUCAUGCAACGCCUGGUGGCCUGGGACGCAGCAUGCCUCCCCAUUCAGCCGCCCGCCUUUAAAUCCAUGGAAGUGGCUAAUUUCUAUUACGAGGCGGACUGUCUGGCUGCUCUCAACAAGCUGCACCCGCGGGCGGCCGGGGGCCGCUCCAUGACCGAGCUUACCGUAGGAGACCACGAGAGAGCCAUUGACUUCAGCCCCUAUCUGGACCCCUUAGCAGCAUCCCAGCAGCCGGCGCAGCCGCCGCCUCCCGCAGCAGCAGCAGGGGGCAACUUUGAGCCUGCCUGCAGUAGCGGCGGCCAAGAUUUCCUUUCCGAUCUCUUCGCCGAGGACUAUAAAGGCAGCGGCGGCGGCAAGAAGCCCGACUACACCUACAUCAGCCUCGCCCGGCACGGCCACCCGUGCGGCAGCCAGAGCCACAAGCCAGGGGGGCUGCCGGGCUGCUUCCCGCCCCAGAUCGUGGAGACCAAAGUGGAGCCGGUCUUCGAGACCCUGGACUCUUGCAAAGGGCCCCGUAAGGAAGAAGGGGGAGCGGGGCCGGGACCGGGGGGCAUGUCCUCGCCCUACGGCAGCACCGUGCGCUCCUAUCUGGGCUACCAGUCGGUGCCGAGCGGCAGCAGCGGGAACCUGUCCACCUCGUCCUCCUCCAGCCCCCCCGGCACCCCGAACCCCUCCGAGUCCUCUAAGUCGGCCGCCGGCGCCGGGGGCUACUCGGGGCCGCCGGCGGGCAAGAACAAGCCCAAGAAGUGCGUGGACAAGCACAGCGACGAGUACAAGCUGCGCCGGGAGCGGAACAACAUCGCGGUGCGCAAGAGCCGCGACAAAGCCAAAAUGCGCAACCUGGAGACGCAGCACAAAGUCUUGGAACUGACGGCCGAGAACGAGAGGCUGCAGAAGAAGGUGGAGCAGCUCUCCCGGGAGCUGAGCACCCUCAGGAACUUGUUCAAACAGCUGCCCGAGCCCCUGCUCGCCUCCUCGCCCCGCUGCUGACCUCCGCGCCGGGCCGCGGGGCGAGCUGAGCGCUGCCCCCCCACGCCCUCCUCCCGGGGCCGGGCUGCGUUUUCGGUUUCGUUGGGGGUUUCGUUGCUGUUGUUGUUGUUUGUUGUUGUUUCGGUCUCUAUUUGCUU